AUUAUGAUCGUUGGAGACUCUAUCUCACAGGGCCGCAAUGGUGAUUUCACUUGGCGUUACCGCCUCUGGGAGUGGUUUCAUAACAAUGGCGUGUCUGUGAACUUAGUAGGUCCAUACACAGGAACAGUUGAGCAGGAUCCUGUCCAACCUGCCACUCCUCCACUCCCAUAUGGCCAAGACACGCAGUCAGGCCCCGGGCCUGUACGCCAGCUUGGUGGAUACAACUCCGGUAUUCCUUCUAAUUCUGGAUUUUUCAACGGAGGAAACCGUCAUUUUUCAGCUUGGGGGCGCCAAAUGGCCCAAGAUAUGAGCCUCAUUCAAGGAAUGGUCUCACAAUAUCAACCAGAUUAUAUUCUGCUUGAACUCGGCUUCAAUGAUGUUGGCUGGUUCGUAAGUGAUGCUUAUGGAACAUUGCAGAGCUUGACGGCUUUCAUCAAGAAUGCUCGCGCGGCCAAACCAGACAUCGGGUUUGCGAUUGCAAAUAUUCCUCAGAGGCUUUUCAUCGGUGGCCGUGAUGAUCUCAUUACCAAGACUGAUGAUUAUAAUGGUGCCUUGCCUAGUUUGUUUCUAAGUCUGUCUACCGCCGAAUCCCCCAUUAAACUAGUCCAAUUUCGCGAAAACUAUUCUUGCAAUCCUGAUGGAUGUCCUGCAGGAUCUGAUGGCUUGCAUCCUAAUGCUUUGGGAGAGUUCCAGAUUGCAAAAGCAUUUGCAAACACCCUCUCUCAGGGAUUCAAUUGGCCCGGCAAUGCUUUCGUUAUCAACGGCACUAUUCCUGCACGGGCUUGCAGUACACCCGUCAAUGUCAAAGCCACUCCAAGCACUUGCGGAAUCACGGUGACGUGGGAUCCGGUAGACGGCGCCUAUGGAUAUAUUGUGACGUCUGGGUUCAACGGCGCCGUAAGUUCCGUAUUCAACGUAACCCAGCCAAUGUAUGCCACAACAUGGACUGCUGCUGGUAUUGAGUGGUUUUACCAAGUCCAGGCGUUUUGUUCAGACGUUCGCUCAGGAAUAAGUGGUCAAGUCACAGCAACUGCAAACCCAACGUGUGCCCCAGGCCCUUCCAAUGUUGUUGUCAGAUCCACUGCAGACGGGAUCGACAUGUCAUGGGAUGCUGUUACAGGAUAUGACGUUGAUGUAUACGGCGCCAUCUAUUAUGAC
This is a messenger RNA of Trichoderma harzianum CBS 226.95, 1158 nucleotides long. RefSeq lists its product as hypothetical. The annotation marks the transcript as partial. The record is from RefSeq and is a predicted model, not a curated record. Lineage: Eukaryota; Fungi; Ascomycota; Sordariomycetes; Hypocreales; Hypocreaceae. The transcript has 3 exons. Gene Ontology annotation, molecular function: phosphatidylcholine lysophospholipase A1 activity; protein binding.